Messenger RNA from Vicia villosa (hairy vetch), 1029 nucleotides. RefSeq lists its product as uncharacterized. The coding region runs from base 1 to 1029 and encodes 342 amino acids. The record is from RefSeq and is a predicted model, not a curated record. The transcript has 4 exons. NCBI's taxonomy places the organism in Eukaryota, Viridiplantae, Streptophyta, Magnoliopsida, Fabales, Fabaceae.
AUGGCUGGAAGGAAUGAUGCUGCAAUUGCUACUGCUUUAGAGGCUAUGGCUCAUGCUAUGGAUACGCUGACGAGAAUGCUAGAUCUCAAGUUUCGAUACGGUACUCAUAUGCUAGCAAUCGAGGUUGAUGACUGGUGGCUAGAGACUCGUCAAAGAUUGGAAAAUGCAGGUAAAGAGAUCACUUGGGUCGUGUUCCAUAGGGAGUUCAUGAGGAAAUAUUAUCCUGAAGAUGUUCAGGGAAAGAAGGAAAUUGAGUUUCUCGAACUGAAGCAGGGAAAAAAGUCGGUUACUGAGUAUGUUGUGGAGUCUGUUGAGCUGGCCAAGUUUUAUCCGCACUAUAGCGAGGCGACUACUGAAUUUUCAAAGUACAUCAAGUUUAAGAAUGGGUUGCGCUCAGAGAUCAAGAAAACACCUUAUGAUGCUCCUGCUGGGAAAGGUAAACUUAAAGUUGCUGAUGGUAAGAGAGCUAGUAGGGGAUAUGCUCGUGCUGACGUGACCGGGCAUGCAAUAUCCGAGUGCAAGCAUAAGAAGAUGGUUUGUUUCAACUAUAGUGAAGAGGGACACAUUGGUAGUCAGUAUCACAAAUCAAAGCAGGCACAAGCUGGUGGAAAGGUGUUCGCUUUGGCUGGGACUCAGAAAGCUAAUGAAGACAGAAUUAUCAGAGGUACGUGUUUCAGUAAUAGUACUCCUUUAAUCACUAUUAUUGAUAUUGGUGCUACUCAUUGCUUUACUAGUGCUGAUUGUGUUGAAAUAUUGGGUCUUAUGUUGUCUUCUAUGAAUAGAGAGAAGGUCGUCGAUACUCCGGCUAAGGGAUCGGUGACUACUUUUCUCGUGUGUUUAAAGUGUCCUUUGUCGAUCUUUGACAGAGACUUUGUUGUUGAUUUAGUUUGUUUGCCAUUAAGUGGGUUGGAUGUGAUCUUAGGUACGAACUGGUUAGAGUAUAACCAUGUUCAUAUUAAUUGUUAUGAUAAGUCGGUGAGGUUUUCCACUCCUAAAGAGGAGGGAGUUGAUUUGUUAUCUGCUAAAUAG